GGGAAAACAUAUCAGAAAGCAUAUCAAAUCAGAAGGCAGAUAGGAAGUCCCUUCAGAUCGUUACUGUCCAUAAUCUGACAAGACUUUAGAUUAGCCACAAAAAAUUUGUCAUGAAAAUCAAAGACAGAUACAUGGAAGAUGGAAAUGUGAGUGAUAUGAACUCUUGCAAUAUUUCAGACAAGCCUGGGCUUUCCUCAGCUGCUACCACAACCUUUCAGAUCAGUGAGCCUCGAAGCCAAAGAAAGCCAUCCGCACGCUGUCCUCUGGCAGCCCUUGGAGUCUACCUGCUGCUGCUGACGGCUGCCCAGGGGCUGCUGAUGUACAAAGUGAUCAAAAUGCAGAGAGAGAUAUUGCAACUUCAAGAGCAAAACACCACCUAUAGAGAGGAGAUUCUGCAGAGUUCCUUUGCCAGCAAACUGAGCAUGGGUCAUGAAGAAAACUGGCGGAAAAGCUUAGAAGAGGAAAUCACCAUUAUUAAAAGCAGUAAUGCAAAUCUGAUGAUGAUGAUGAACAACAUCACCUUGGUUGCAGGGCCUCCUGGACGCAAAGGAGAACCUGGUCCACAGGGCAUCCAAGGACAGAAAGGCGAAAUGGGCAAGAAGGGUGACCCUGGACCCCGUGGACUCAUGGGUCCUCAGGGACCACAAGGAGUCCCUGGACUGCCAGGUUUCAACGGUAGCGUGGGGGAGCCUGGACGUCCUGGACAAAAAGGAGAGACAGGUGAAAUUGGACAACGUGGACCUGUGGGAAUUCCUGGCCCUGAAGGCAGAGCUGGUCAGAAAGGGGAGAAGGGGGACCAAGGGCCUAUUGGUAGUCCAGGAGAGCCAGGCACUGCAGGACUCAGAGGUGAAAAGGGAGACAGAGGAGAAACAGGUCCUCCAGGGCAAAAGGGAACAAAGGGAGCCCAGGGCCCAGAAGGAAUCCCAGGCCAAGCUGGUGAAAAAGGAAGCAAGGGUGAUUACGGCAUUCGGGGACCAAAAGGAGAACCAGGAGCAAAGGGAGCCAAAGGAGACCAUGGGUCCACUGGUUCCCCAGGAGCAAAAGGAAGCAAAGGUGAAAAGGGAGAAGUAGGGUACAGUGGUAUUAUCCGAAUUGCGGAAGGGGGCAGAAGAGGCCGCGUGGAAAUCUUUCACCAGGGGUCCUGGGGAACAAUAUGUGAUGAUGGCUGGAGCAUCCAAGACGCCAACGUGGUCUGCCGAAUGCUGGGAUACAGCUAUGCGACCUCUGCCUUCACAGCUUCAGCAGGUAGUGGACAAAUUUGGCUUGAUGAUGUGAAUUGCAGUGGGCAUGAAUAUUCCAUUACCGAGUGUUCAAAGCCUGACUGGGGUGUGAACAACUGCUCCCACAGUGAAGAUGCUGGGGUGGAGUGCAAUUGAUGGGACACAAAGGCUGCCCUUGGAGCUGCUGCCUGCUUCUACUCUCUGUGGUGCUCUUCUUUGUAAUGCAACCCCAAUUUCAUAAGGCUGUGCUUGUAGUCUCAUCACCAGGUCAUAAAAAUAUUGACAAAAGAAAGUUGAAUUUCCCA
This is a messenger RNA of Dryobates pubescens (Downy woodpecker), 1525 nucleotides long. It is a transcript of the gene MARCO, whose product is annotated as macrophage receptor with collagenous structure. The record is from RefSeq and is a predicted model, not a curated record. NCBI's taxonomy places the organism in Eukaryota, Metazoa, Chordata, Aves, Piciformes, Picidae. The coding region runs from base 111 to 1376 and encodes 421 amino acids. The transcript has 14 exons. Gene Ontology annotation, cellular component: membrane.